Messenger RNA from Manihot esculenta (cassava), 2318 nucleotides. RefSeq names its product proton pump-interactor 1. The record is from RefSeq and is a predicted model, not a curated record. The transcript has 8 exons. NCBI's taxonomy places the organism in Eukaryota, Viridiplantae, Streptophyta, Magnoliopsida, Malpighiales, Euphorbiaceae. Bases 186 to 2039 code for a protein of 617 amino acids.
UCUGACUGCUGUUAUGUGAUGCGCAAAAAGUAAAAGAAAUCAGAAACAGGUUAACGAAAAAAAGAGGGUUUGAGAUCUGAUUGGAUUUUGCCAAAUCUCAAAACUGGGGACUAGGUCCCUUUUUGAGGAGGAUCUUCUAUUUCUGUUUACCUUCCUUCCUUUCUCUGGUUUUUUCAUUGAGAAGGAUGGGUGUGGAGGUUAUGGGAUCUGAAAUGUCUCAAAUACCCGUUGAGACUGUUGCCAAAAUAGAUAAUUUGUUCGUGCAUGAGAAGGAAAAUGGAAAACUGGAUAAGGAAUCUGGGCUUGGAAAUCAGUUUGGUUCACACGAGGAGCCAGCUAAAGGAAAAGGGGAUGAGGUUGCAGAUUCCAAGUUUCCAAAAGAUGCAGUUGAUGAGUGGCCUGCUCCACAGCAGAUCCAUGCCUUUUAUUUUGUAAGAUACCGAUUAUUUGAUGAUCCGAAAAUAAAAUCCAAAAUUGACCAGUUUGACAGGGAGAUUCAGAAGAGCAAUCAGUCCCGUUUUCAGAUUACUGAGGAAUUGAAAGCAAAGAGGUCAGAACGUGCAGAAUUGCUGGAACAAGUGAGAGCUCUAAGAAAUGAGAAUGAACAGUACAGGACAAUUUUUGAUGAGAAGAGAAAGGAAAUAGAACCUCUACAGCAGGCUUUGGGAAAGCUGCGCAACACGAAUAAUCCAGGUCGUGGUGGUCUAUGUUCAUCUGAGGAAGAGCUUAAUGAUCUUAUAUACAGCUUGCAAUAUCGCAUACAACAUGAGAGCAUCCCAUUAACAGAGGAGAAGCAAAUACUUAGAGAAAUCAAACAGCUUCAGGGGACAAGGGAAAAAGUAAUUGCUAAUGCUGCUAUGAGAGCAAAGAUUCAGGAUGCAUUGGGCCAGAAAGAAGCUAUUCAAGACCAGGUCAAACUUAUGGGUGUGGAUUUGGAUGGAGUAAAAAAAGAGCAACAGGCAGUUAGGGGAAAAAUUACCCAGCUCAGGGAAAAAGUGAAUGGAUUAGAUGAUGAAAUCAAGUCUUUACAAGAUGAUCUGACAGCUGUGACACAAAAGAGGGACAAAGCAUUUGAAAAUAUCAAGUCAUUAAGACAACAACGUGAUGAAGGGAAUGUUCACUUCUAUAAUAGCCGCAAGGCCAUGACCGAAGCUAAAGAACUUGCUGCCAAUAAAGAUAUAGAGGCUCUUGAGAAUCUUUCCCUUGAAGAGGUUGAGAAAUUUAUGUCCCUCUGGAGCAGUAAUAAGGCUUUUAGAGAUGAUUAUGAGAAAAGAAUUUUGCCAUCUCUUGAUGCUCGACAGCUGAGCAGGGAUGGACGGAUCAGAAACCCUGAUGAGAAGCCAUUGGUGGUAUUGGAGACAGCAGUACCUUCUGCACCAGAGCCAGUGGCAAAAGCUAAUAUAAAACGAGUGAAGGAAGAGCCCAAAUCCACUGUACAGAAGGAUAAUUUGCCCACCCAGAAUAUACGGAAAGAAUCAAGCAAGACAGAUACAAGUGCCAGUUCAGAGCACGUUGAGGUGGCUGAAGAGAUCUCUGGGUUACAAAAGCAUCAAAUGAAUCCUCCUGCAAAGAUGGAAGUAGAUGAAGCAAAAUUGAAGGAGCUUAGAAGGGAAGAGGAGAUGGCAAAAGCUAAACAAGCCAUGGAAAGGAAGAAGAAAUUGGCUGACAAAGCUGCUGCUAAAGCAUUUAUAAGAGCUCAAAAGGAAGCUGAAAAGAAGCUUAAGGGGCGUGAAAAGAAAUUGAAGAAGAAAGCUGCAGCCACUGCACCUUCAGCUGAACCUGAGGAUCCAGCUGAAGAAGUUGCAGAGGCAGCAGAAACUGAGAAGGUUGAAGCACACGAUGAGUCUCUGGUUCCAGUGAAGGAAAAAGUUAAGAAGGAGAACGCGGUCAGACACAGGACUCGGCCAAGGGGUCCAGAUGCACUUACCAAAGCUAUCCUGAGGAGGAAAAAGUCGACCAACUAUUGGAUGUGGGCUGCUGUUGCGGCUGCUACGCUACUUCUUGUGCUUGUAGCUCUUGGAUGCUGCUAUCUUCUCUGAAGAAGUGAAACUAGGAUCAAGUAGAAGGGAUGUGGACAAUUUUCUGGUUGAUGAGCAUGAGAGUGGUAGGUUUAUAGGAGGAGGAAUUAAGACAUGUUUGUUUGUUGCAUCCGUGUUAGGAUGGAUUCAAAUCUCAUAAUGCUGGCGAUAGUAGCUUAGGCAGUUCAAAAUAUUUAGUGGGGAAAAAUAUGAUUUUCAUUUGGUUUAUUUUUUGUCCUAAAUUUUGACUAUUUGUUAAGUUUCAUGAAUGCUAACUUAAGCUUUUGCUUUGUUUGGCAA